AUGUCUACUUCAGUAUUUUUGUAUUUAUGUUUCACAAUUUUUCUCGUGAAUAUUGUUCAACGUGAUUGUAACACAGGCACGAAUGUUGGACUUCGUGGAUGUAAGCGGAUAAGAAGUGAUUCAAGUUCGAAUGAAGAAGCAGGACUAAAUCCUGAUAUCGCUGAGACAUGUGGUGAAUGUGGAAAAUCAUUUGAAGAUUUACCUCUUCUUCAUGAGCAUAUUCGAUCUUAUCAUCCGGAAAUUCAGUCGGUGAUUGAGAGUGAAAAAGAGGAGGACGAUUUUGCAUGGCACAAUGAGCUGUCUGGAAGUAGUGAGAGUGAAGAAGAAGAUAAUGAUGAGCCUGCUCAUCCACUUUAUGACCCAAGAAAUGAAAAUCAAUGUCGAAAAUGUGGCCGAAUAUAUAUGACUAAAUACCAUUUGGCGAAACAUAUGAAACAAAAACACCGGCAUUUGUGGACGCCUUGUCCGAUCGAUGAUUGUUACAGUAACUUUCGACACGCCGACAGUAUACAUCGUCAUAUGCGACAUAGACAUCCCGCCCAUCUUGACCCGCAAACAGGCUUGUAUCCUGGCGGCUAUCAACGAACACGGGAUAAGAAACAACGACAGAUGACAGAUUUUAGAUGUUCCGAAUGUCAUUCAUAUUUUCCAACUGCAAGAACAUUACACGACCAUGGGUACAAUUUACACACAUUUAUCUAUAAAUGCCCUGAUGUCAGUUGUAUUCGACAUACUGAACCGUUCACGACAAAACAGAAUUGUGAAGGUCACUUGAAAACAAAACAUCCAAACUUACAAUUACAGUGUAUAAAAGAAAUCACAUUAUUUGGUAUCAUCCAUUCUCCAGAAGCCUUUGCAAAAAUGAGAGACAGUAAAAGUCAAGCAUAA
Didymodactylos carnosus is the source of this 888-nucleotide messenger RNA. Lineage: Eukaryota; Metazoa; Rotifera; Eurotatoria; Philodinida; Philodinidae. The record is from the annotation of a GenBank genome assembly.